CAAAAUUGGCAUUUCAUGACAAAAUUCUAAAACUUAACCUCAAUCAUUUGUUGUGGAAAAAAAAUAAGAUUUGAAUUGGAAAUUUGUUUAUUUGGUCAACUUUUAUAAAAACUUGUAAUAAUGAAUUAUUUGGCAAAUACUUUCUUGAGGACCUCUGCUUUGCUAGGUUUUCGAUCAUAUGCUGCAUGUUCCAUUACUACAAAAAAUAAUGUACAUACAUCAAGAAUUUCGUUUGAUCUGAUGGAAUUCUUUGAUUCCAAGAAGAAUUGGACUGAGAGCAAUAUUAAAGUUGGUAGAGCAUGGAAAUUGGAUGAACUGCGAAUUAAAUCUAAUACAGAUUUGCAUAAAUUGUGGUAUGUAUUAUUGAAAGAGCGCAACAUGCUGUACACGAUGGAGCACGAGUGUAAUCGGACAAUGCGCUUAUUUCCCAACCCAGAAAGGAUUGAUAAAGUUCAAGAAUCAAUGCAAAAUAUCGAGACUGUUGUUAGAGAACGCAAUGUAGCAUACUACAAGUUAGAAACAGGUGAAACGGGAGAGAGGCCUGUAGAAGAUGUUGUCAAUAUGUUUGGUUUGCCAGAGAAAUACGAAAGUUCUGAGCAUUAUCUACCUAAAUUUAUGAAUACACGAUGGGUAAGACCAUAUCUUGAACAUGGCCUUAUCAACAGUAUAGCAGUGAAGAAAUUCUAUAGAUUAUACAAAGAAAAACUGCAUAAUGUUGAGCGAAGAGCUCGCAAUAGAGAUUUUAACCACGUGCAGCAAUUAUUGAAAAGGUUUCCUAAUUUGGAUAUGGAUGUACUCAAAGCAGAGUAUCCCAAUGUAGACAUAGAAAAAGCUAAGCGCACUCGGAAAGCCAGGGGACUUUUUGACCCAAAAUAUUAGUAUAGAUCAUAUUUGUAGGAAACUGCUGUAAAAAUACAAGAAAUAUUAUAUUUAAGGUAUUGCCAACCAUGUUAAUUUAUAAAAAAAUAAUUUGUCACAUGUAAAACUAGGUAAUGCUUUUUCAUCAAAGCAAACUAUGUCAGAUUUGAAUGAAAAUGUAAAUAAAAACAACAAAGUAUA
Molecule: messenger RNA, 1059 nt
Organism: Amyelois transitella
Lineage: Eukaryota; Metazoa; Arthropoda; Insecta; Lepidoptera; Pyralidae
Gene: mRpL47
Product: large ribosomal subunit protein uL29m
Exons: 1
Coding region: 121-879 (252 amino acids)
Biological process (GO): mitochondrial translation
Cellular component (GO): mitochondrial ribosome; mitochondrial large ribosomal subunit
Molecular function (GO): structural constituent of ribosome
Source: RefSeq, a predicted model, not a curated record